Argiope bruennichi is the source of this 3890-nucleotide messenger RNA. Its product is annotated as ubiquitin carboxyl-terminal hydrolase 3-like. The transcript is spliced from 15 exons. Gene Ontology annotation, cellular component: cytoplasm. The record is from RefSeq and is a predicted model, not a curated record. NCBI's taxonomy places the organism in Eukaryota, Metazoa, Arthropoda, Arachnida, Araneae, Araneidae. Gene Ontology annotation, molecular function: cysteine-type deubiquitinase activity; zinc ion binding. Gene Ontology annotation, biological process: protein deubiquitination. Bases 110 to 1615 code for a protein of 501 amino acids.
UUUAUUUGUGGUGGUCUUUGGUUGUCUUGAUCUGCUCGCUGUGUUGUGUUGAAUUAGAGAAGAAUAAAAAAAAUUUUGAUGGAAACUUCGCUUAGUAAUUGCAAAUGAAAUGGAAUGUCCCCAUCUCAAUAAUCAAAUUAAAAUCGUUAAAACGGUGAAGAAAGAUUCGUCAUCAGAAUGGCUGUGUUCUUCUUGCCAAACGAAUAAAAGUCCAUGGAUUUGCAUUCAUUGUGGAGUUGUGAAUUGUGGAAGAUAUGUCAAUGGACAUGCUAAAGCACACUUUGAGGAGAAUUCUGAUCAUAUGAUCUGUAUGGAUUGUGAUAAUUUUGCUGCUUAUUGUUAUGUAUGUGAUGACUUUGUAGUUAAUAACACUAAAGAACUGAACUCUUUACGUGAACGAUUUCAAUCUUCAAAUGAAUCAGAAUGUGCUAAACCUGUGAAAAGACAAAGUAUAAUAGUUGAAGAAGAAGAGAACAAAAGGUGUAAAAGACAUAAAAAGGGUGUAAAUAAAAAAAGCUAUUGCAAGGCUCGAGUCUCUGGUCUUAGAAAUUUAGGAAACACUUGUUUUAUGAAUGCUGUUUUACAGUCUUUAAGCAACAUCCAACAGUUUUCUUGUUAUUUCAAGGAAUUACCAUCCUUAGAGUACAAAAAUCAUAAAAAUGGAAAGAAAAAUAAUCAUAUCAAGAAGGAUAACAGUGGUGCUGAAAUGCUUUUGGCAGAGGAAUUAAGAAAAACUCUUAUUUCUCUAAGACAAGGAAGUAAAAGUGCUAUUUCACCAGAGUCACUUUUUGCUGUAAUUUGGAAAGUUGUCCCUAGAUUUAGAGGAUAUCAGCAACAAGAUGCUCACGAAUUUUUAAGAUAUAUGCUAGACAGGCUUCAUAUGGAACUCCUUAAUAUUUUACCUUAUCCAAAAGAUAACAAUGCAUUUUUUAUUGGAGCUAAGGGAAAAGCUACAAUAGUAACAACAAUAUUUGGUGGUAUUUUACAAAAUGAAGUGACUUGUUUGGUGUGUGGCACAGAAUCCAAGAAACAUGAUCCCUUCUUAGAUCUUUCUUUAGACAUUCCACAGCAUGCUGUAAUGAAGCCUGUUUCAAAUAAAUCAAAAGAUGAUGAUCUACCUAGCAUCCAGUUAUUAGAUUGCCUAAGUAGUUUUACUGAAUUAGAAGAAUUAGCCGAUAGUGAGUUAUAUCUUUGUCAUAGUUGCAAAUGUAAACAAAGGUCAACAAAAAGGUUUUGGAUUCGACGCUUGCCUAAUGUUCUAUGCUUACAUCUGAAAAGAUUUAGAUGGAAUAAUUUCUUUAGAACGAAAUUAGACAACUAUAUUGAUUUUCCUGUCCAAGGCCUAGAUAUGAAUAAAUUCAUUCUUGUUAAUAGGCAUGAAACUAGAGGAACAUCUAAUGGUAGUACUCUGUAUGAUUUAGCUGCUGUGAUAGUCCACCAUGGCUCAGGUGCUGGAUCAGGCCAUUAUACAGCCUAUGCAACUCAUGAUGGAUGUUGGCAUCAUUUUAAUGACAGUUCUGUGACUGUGACUGAUGUGAAUACUGUUGCCAGCUGCAAGGCUUACAUUCUGUUCUACAUUCGUAGAGAGCUGAAUUUGACACCUUUCAGUGUCUAGAGCCAUCCCAUUUUUUUUUUUUUUCUUAUGCGAUAGACUCCUGGUGUAUAAAAACAUUAUUCUACUGAUGUUUGUGGAUACAUCAAGAAAGCCUUUUUUAAAUGGAGUUAAUAAAAGUAAUCCAUGAGUGCGACUGGUUUAAACAUCAAGAAUAUGGGAAAUGAUUGCUGCCUGUAUAUCAAUGAUGGGAAAAGUAAAACACAUACCAUGAUUGUCUUUACAGUUCUUAAGUAUUGAAAGUGCUAAAUAUUGUUAGCAUACCUGGAAUUGUGUGUCAAAAGAUGUGUUUAAGAAAAUAAGCUUUCCCCUUUUCCUCCCUUGCCUUGCUAAUGAAACCAAUAAUCUUCUGUACCUGCAGGCUAUCUUGAAUAGUGUACAUUUAAACAAAAACUGACAUGGAUACUUCUCUCUGUCAUUAAGUUAUUGAAAUUUGUGAUGAAGAAUGUCGUGCAUGUUUUGUUAAAUGAUAUUUUGGGCCGGUAUUAGUAAGAUUUAUUAGACUUGCUAUGGAUAUGCCACUUAUUAAGUUUUACAACAGUUAACAAGAAAUAUUUGGCAAUAUUUCUCAUUAUUUUAAACCUUUAAUUCAAACCUUAAAAAUGAAAAAAAAAAAAUCACAUUUAAAGUUAAAAUUUUUAAAUAAAAGCAGAAACAUACUAAUGUUUUAAAAGUAAAAAUUUUAUCUCUUCCCAAAUAUUUUAAUUCAAAUCUUAAUAUAAUUUCUUUUAGUAUUCUGAGUGAAAUAAAAUUAUCAGUGUCAUAUGAAAGCACUUUAAAUUUAGAUUUCAAAAAAUGUCAAUCAGUUCCAUAUCUGACGAAUUUAUUACUUUAAAUCAUAUAUUUAUUAUAAAUUUAAAAAGCAUUUAAAUUUUUGUCUUCUUUUGUAAUUUUUUCUAAUGAGAUGCAAGGUGUAUUGUUUGAUUUAGUGAAAACUAAAACAAAAUUUUAUUAUAUGCAUUUAUUGAUACAUUUUUAAGCGCAUUUUCGACAGGACUAUUUUCAUAUGGUUCUAUCAAAUAUGUAUAUAUGUUUGUUUCCUUCCAUGUGUAUGUUCUGCUAUAAUUUAUGUGUACCUCAAGUAAAAUGGAGAAUUAUUCUUGCAUGAACCUGAGUCUUCCUGUGUACAAAUAUUUCCUUGAAACAGCAAAUGGCAGCAUUGAAACUACAUAUUUUUUUAUUAAAUUCAUCUAAGUUAAAUGAUGAUUAUCUGACCAUUUUUCUUUUCAUUUGUAAGGCAUUAAAACUAUAUGUGUUUUCAUAAGGUAUUCAUUUGUACUUAAAAUGGCAUUUUGUUUUUGAAAUAAAAACAAUAAUUGAAUAAAUCUGAAAAUUACAGAAGAAGGUGACAUUCUGUACAAUUUAAACAUGAAAAAAUUUUCUUUUUUGUGGUUGUGAAAAUAAUCAAAAGGUCUUAUUAACACAUAUUAAAUGUAUUAUUUAUUUUGUUACAUAUUUCUGGAAAUAUUAUUUUUUUAGACCAAAUUUUAUUUUUAGAGCAUGAACUUCAUUGUUUUAUUUGUAUUUUUAUUACAGUUGUAAGUUUUUGACCUUUAAUGAAAAAAAUAUAAACCGUAAUAUUUUCAUGCAGUGAAAUAUAGUGCAUUUAAGCUGUCUUAACUCAUUCCAUCGAUCUUAUUGGUGAUUUUUUUCUUAAAAAAGAAUUGAUGUCGCAUUUGCAUUCCAUUUACUUUUUGGGUUAAAACAGAAUUUCAUGCUGUAUAUCAACUGUUUUGAUAGAGAAGUUUAUAAUUAUUAUUUGUAGUUAUUUUUGUGAAGCAUUAUGCAAGCAUUACUUAUAAAAGUUUAAGAUAUAAAUUUCAAUAAAAAGUUUAAUUUUGCAAAUAUAUUAAGAGGAAUGUCAGAUAAUCAAUUUUACACUUAGUGAAUGUACUUUUCAUAUUUGUGUGUCUGUGCUUAUUUGUAGCAUUGUAACAUGCAUGUUUCAUUUUUUAAAUAAACCAUGCUGAUAUGUUAAAAAGUUUCAAUAAAAAUGUUGAAUUAAAAGUUACUUAUGUCCUUUCUGAGUUUGCCCUCCUGUAAUAGCAUGACAUUUUAUGACCAAUUGGCUUUCAGGAUCAAUAGUAUGAUUGAUAUAGAAACUCAGGCUUUGCAAAAAUAUGUGUAUAAAGAAAAAAAAUUUAAAAAAAGGAAUUAUUUUUCAUAUAAAAAUAAAUAGUACAAAACCUAAGUGUGAUAAAUAUUGUAUUAAAAAUAACCUAUAUCUAGUUUUUUCCUGUCUAUGUUUUUAAAUAUUGCAGCAUGUAAAUACAUAAAU